CAGCGGCGGGCGCGGGUGCCCGCGUGUGCGCCGGUGUGUGCGCCGGGCCGCCGGCUGUGCGGGAAGCCAGCGAGCGCGCCGCCGCGCGGGCCGCCGUGGCCGAGCCCAGGGUGCGCGGCGCCCCCGCCCGCACGCCCGGCCUGCCAUGGCCCCCGCCCGGGGCCGCCUGCCCCCCGCGCUCUGGGUCGUCACGGCCGCGGCGGCGGCGGCCACCUGCGUGUCCGCGGCGCGCGGCGAAGUGAAUUUGCUGGACACGUCGACCAUCCACGGGGACUGGGGCUGGCUCACAUACCCGGCUCAUGGGUGGGACUCCAUCAAUGAGGUAGACGAGUCCUUCCAGCCCAUCCACACGUACCAGGUGUGCAACGUCAUGAGCCCCAACCAAAACAACUGGCUACGCACAAGCUGGGUGCCCCGUGACGGUGCCCGGCGCGUCUACGCUGAGAUCAAGUUCACCCUACGCGACUGCAACAGCAUGCCUGGUGUGCUGGGCACCUGCAAGGAGACCUUUAACCUCUACUACCUGGAGUCAGACCGGGACCUGGGCUCCAGCACCCAGGAGAGCCAGUUCCUCAAAAUAGACACCAUUGCGGCCGACGAGAGCUUCACAGGUGCUGACCUGGGUGUGCGUCGGCUCAAGCUCAACACCGAGGUGCGUGGCGUGGGCCCCCUCAGCAAGCGCGGCUUCUACCUGGCGUUCCAGGACAUCGGCGCCUGCCUCGCCAUCCUGUCUCUCCGGAUCUACUACAAGAAGUGCCCUGCCAUGGUGCGCAACCUGGCUGCCUUCUCGGAGGCGGUGACCGGGGCCGACUCCUCCUCUCUGGUGGAGGUGCGAGGCCAGUGUGUGCGGCACUCGGAGGAGCGGGACACGCCCAAGAUGUACUGCAGUGCCGAGGGCGAGUGGCUGGUGCCCAUUGGCAAGUGCGUGUGCAGCGCCGGCUACGAGGAGCGGCGAGACGCCUGUGUGGCCUGUGAGCUGGGCUUCUACAAGUCAGCCCCAGGGGACCAGCUGUGUGCCAGGUGCCCCCCACACAGCCACUCUGCAGCCCCUGCUGCUCAGGCCUGCCGCUGUGACCUCAGCUACUACCGCGCAGCCCUGGACCCACCAUCUGCAGCUUGCACCAGGCCGCCCUCAGCACCCGUGAACCUGAUCUCCAGUGUGAACGGGACAUCCGUGACCCUAGAGUGGGCCCCUCCCUUGGACCCAGGCGGCCGCAGCGACAUCACCUACAACGCCGUGUGCCGCCGCUGCCCCUGGGCACUGAGCCACUGCGAGGCCUGCGGGAGCGGCCCCCGCUUCGUGCCCCAGCAGACCAGCCUGGUGCAAGCCAGCCUGCUGGUGGCCAACCUGCUGGCCCACAUGAACUACUCCUUUUGGAUCGAGGCUGUCAACGGCGUUUCCGACCUGAGCCCAGAGCCCCGCCGGGCCGCCGUGGUCAACAUCACCACGAACCAGGCAGCCCCAUCGCAGGUGGUGGUGAUCCGGCAGGAGCGGGCCGGGCAGACGAGCGUCUCGCUGCUGUGGCAGGAGCCGGAGCAGCCCAAUGGCAUCAUCCUGGAGUAUGAGAUCAAGUACUAUGAGAAGGACAAGGAGAUGCAGAGCUACUCCACGCUCAAGGCCGUCACCACCAGCGCCACCGUGUCGGGCCUCAAGCCCGGCACUCGCUACGUGUUCCAGGUCCGAGCUCGAACCUCGGCAGGCUGUGGCCGCUUCAGCCAGGCCAUGGAGGUGGAGACUGGGAAACCCCGGCCCCGCUACGACACCCGGACCAUCGUCUGGAUCUGCCUGACACUCAUCACGGGUCUGGUCGUGCUCCUGGUCCUGCUCAUCUGCAAGAAGAGGCACUGUGGCUAUAGCAAGGCCUUCCAGGACUCGGAUGAGGAGAAGAUGCACUACCAGAGCGGGCAGGCGCCCCCACCCGUCUUCCUGCCCCUGCAUCACCCCCCAGGGAAGCUGCCAGAGCCCCAGUUCUAUGCAGAGCCCCACAACUAUGAGGAGCCGGGCCGGGCAGGUCGUGGUUUCACCCGGGAGAUCGAGGCCUCCCGCAUCCACAUUGAGAAGAUCAUUGGCUCCGGUGAGUCCGGGGAAGUCUGCUACGGGUGGCUGCGGGUGCCAGGGCAGCGGGACGUGCCCGUGGCCAUCAAGGCCCUCAAAGCCGGCUACACAGAGAGGCAGCGGCGGGACUUCCUGAGCGAGGCCUCCAUCAUGGGCCAGUUCGACCACCCCAACAUUAUUCGCCUGGAAGGCGUAGUCACACGGGGCCGGCUGGCGAUGAUCGUGACCGAGUACAUGGAGAACGGAUCUCUGGACGCCUUCCUGAGGACCCAUGACGGGCAGUUCACCAUCAUGCAGCUGGUGGGCAUGCUGCGGGGCGUGGGUGCCGGCAUGCGCUACCUCUCAGACCUGGGCUACGUGCACCGUGACCUGGCCGCCCGCAACGUGCUGGUGGACGGCAACCUGGUGUGCAAGGUGUCAGACUUUGGACUCUCAAGGGUGCUGGAGGAUGAUGCAGAGGCCGCCUACACCACCACGGGAGGGAAGAUCCCCAUCCGUUGGACAGCUCCCGAAGCCAUUGCCUUCCGGACCUUCUCCUCGGCCAGUGAUGUGUGGAGCUUCGGAGUGGUCAUGUGGGAGGUGCUGGCCUAUGGGGAGAGGCCCUACUGGAACAUGACCAACCGGGAUGUCAUCAGCUCGGUGGAGGAGGGGUACCGGCUGCCAGCACCCAUGGGCUGCCCCCGUGCCCUGCAUCAGCUCAUGCUCGACUGCUGGCACAAGGAUCGUGCCCAGCGGCCCCGCUUCUCCCACAUCGUCAGCGUCCUUGACGCACUAAUCCGCAGCCCCGAGAGUCUCAGGGCCACGGCCACAACCAGCAGGUGCCCACCCCCUGCCUUCGCCCGCAGCUGUUUUGACCUCCGAGCAGGUGGGGGCGGGGGCCUCACGGUGGGGGACUGGCUGGACUCCAUCCGCAUGGGCCGCUACCGAGACCACUUCGCUGCUGGGGGCUACUCCUCCUUGGGCAUGGUGCUACGUAUGAACGCACAGGACGUGCGUGCCCUGGGCAUCACCCUCAUGGGCCACCAGAAGAAGAUCCUGGGCAGCAUCCAGACUAUGAGGGCCCAGUUGAGCAGCACCCAGGGGCCACGUCGGCACCUCUGACUUGCAGCGCAGCAGCCAUCCCUGGGUGUGCAGGGUCUGCAAGCGUUCUGCCUGGCCCUGGGUCUCUGUCCCGCCUCCUGCUGGCCACAGGCUCAGGAGCUGUGGCACUCAGACACGUGGGCAGGGCCCUGGGGCCUGGCUGACUGUGAAACCUGCUGCCGGCGCUGAGCCGUCUCUCUUCCUGGGCCUUAGAGGCUCACCUGCCCCGGUGUGCACAUGGGUGUGCACUCUGGGGGAGGAUUAUCGUGAGACCCUAGGGGCCCACAGGAUCCAUCCGUGACCAUGUGCACGUCUGCCCAGCACAGGUAUGCGUGCUGGCCCAUUAGGACUGGGAGAGUGCAGGCAUGACCACGGAUGAGGGUCGUGACAGGUAUUUGGGCAGAGUAGUUGGUGUGAUGCCAUGCAGGUCUCAGUGCCCCCAUGGGCCUGGGGCUGGGCUCCUGGCCACCUGCCAUGCAGGUGGGGGCUAGAGUCAGGGCCCCUCAUAAACCAUACCAGCACCAGGCCGGCCCUCAUCCCCAGCUGGGUGAGCCCACCCCCUGGCUGUUCCUCAGGUCGGGAACAGCCUCAGUUCCCGACCUCAGUUCCUCAGUUCCCUCCUACUGCUUUCACAGGAAAACAGGGUUCCUGGCCAGUUGCUCUGGUCAGCCUUCAUGCCGGCAUGUGGCAGAGCCUAUGAGCCGCCCUCAGCUGGACCUGGCCUCCUGGUGAGGGGCCAGGGGCCCAGCACUGGCCCCAGCCUCCGACGCCUCCUCCACGACCCAGGUCUCCUCACUCAGAAAGCCCUGGCCAACUUCUCACUGCCUGGCCCUGACCACACUUCCACGACAGUGGGAUCCACACUUUUCAGCCCCAUGGCUCCCUGGACCCGUGGGGACAGGGGUCCACCCAGUGGGUAUGUCUUGGCCAAGGCCACACAGCAACCAUGUUCCAGGGUUGAGGUCUCUUGCCUCACACCCACUCCAUCCCACAAGGACAGCUGGGGGUGGAGGGGUCCCAGGAAGCCCCUCCCCUCACAGACUGGCCCUUCCCCUUCCGGCCCACCAGGGUAUAUAAAUAAUCUGUUUUCUAUCAUGUCAGAAUAUUUUUUUUCCUCACUCUCGACAAUGCAAAAAUGGUCCUCAAAGCACAUACAAAGCACCCAGGAUGAGAAGGUCCCUCCCAGGAUAGUCUGGCAGGUAGGGCGCCCUGCGCAGGCUCCAGAGGGAGGCCCCAGCCCCUCCUUGGGACCCCAGCCCCUGCCCACCGCCAGCACAGCCCUCCCGUGGAGACACCAGCACUGAGCCUCCCCCCACUCACUCUCGCAAUAAUUCGGGGAGCUGCAGCCCGCCCUGCCCUCCUCGGUGUAUUACUGUACAGCCCAGUUGCUCAUCCUUCCUAUGGAAGUGGGAAACACGUCUCCCGCCUCACCUGCUUUCUGGGCUCUGGGGGACACAGUGGGCCUGGCACCUGCUGAAGUAUGACCCCCUGGCUCCCCAACCCAUGAGGGGGCCAGGGGUCCCUAUCCUGAGUCUGGAACUCUUUCCUUCAACAACAAUAAAUUCUGCCUCAGCUUUG
Molecule: messenger RNA, 4714 nt
Organism: Ochotona princeps (American pika)
Lineage: Eukaryota; Metazoa; Chordata; Mammalia; Lagomorpha; Ochotonidae
Gene: EPHA8
Product: EPH receptor A8
Exons: 17
Coding region: 146-3157 (1003 amino acids)
Biological process (GO): protein phosphorylation; axon guidance; cell surface receptor protein tyrosine kinase signaling pathway
Cellular component (GO): plasma membrane; neuron projection
Molecular function (GO): protein binding; ATP binding; transmembrane-ephrin receptor activity
Source: RefSeq, a predicted model, not a curated record